Molecule: messenger RNA, 1503 nt
Organism: Lycium ferocissimum
Lineage: Eukaryota; Viridiplantae; Streptophyta; Magnoliopsida; Solanales; Solanaceae
Product: 3-ketoacyl-CoA synthase 12-like
Exons: 2
Coding region: 84-1487 (467 amino acids)
Biological process (GO): fatty acid biosynthetic process
Cellular component (GO): membrane
Molecular function (GO): acyltransferase activity, transferring groups other than amino-acyl groups
Source: RefSeq, a predicted model, not a curated record
UUGAUUAACUCAACUUAUAAACACUCCCACUUCUCUCUCUCUCUACAACAUUUGAUAUAUUCUUUUCCCCUCUUCUCUAUCUCAUGGAUUCCAUUUCCAUUUUCUUGUAUGGCCUCCCUGUUUUUUAUCUGUUCUUCAUGAUAUGGAAGAUCAUAAAUAAAAAAAGGCACCAAAAUUGUUACAUUUUGGAUUACCAAUGCUACAAACCAAGCGAUGAUCGAAUGCUUAGCACAAAAUUUUGUGGAGAAGUAAUUAGGAGAAACAAAAAUCUUGGACUAAAUGAGUACAAGUUCCUUCUCAAAGCCAUUGUGAGCUCUGGAUUAGGGGAACAAACAUAUGCACCAAGAAUGGUCUUUUAUGGUCGUGAAGAAUGUCCUACUUAUGAUGAUGGUAUUUCAGAAAUGGAUGAAUUUUUUCAUGAUAGUAUUGACAAGCUUUUCAGGAAAACUAAAAUUUCCCCUCAAGAUAUUGAUAUAUUAGUGGUAAAUAUCUCAAUGCUUGCUACUGUGCCUUCAUUAUCUUCAAGAAUUAUCAAUCACUACAACCUAAGGGAAGAUAUCAAGGUAUAUAAUCUCACUGGGAUGGGGUGCAGUGCUAGCCUUAUAUCGAUAAAUAUCGUACAAAACAUUUUCAAGAUUCAAAAGGAUAAAUUAGCACUAGUGGUGACAUCUGAGUCUUUAAGUCCAAAUUGGUACUCUGGAAAUGAUAGAUCUAUGAUUCUUGCUAAUUGUCUGUUUAGGUCAGGUGGUUGUGCAAUACUUUUGACAAAUAAAUUGUCUUUAAAAAAUAAAGCUAUGUUCAAGCUAAAAUGCCUCGUUAGGACACACCAUGGUGCAAAAAAUGAGUCCUACAAUUGUUGCAUACAAAAGGAGGAUGAUCAAGGUAGGAUAGGGUUCUAUCUUGAUAAAGCUCUUCCAAAGGCUGCAACAAGGGCAUUUGUUGAUAAUUUGAAAGAAAUUGCUCCAAAAAUUCUUCCAAUUCGAGAGCUUCUUCGAUUCGCGAUUGUCUCAACUACUCUGAGGAUAUUGAGCAAGAACUUGGUAAAAUCUGGACCUCGUCGCCCGGUGAUCAAUUUCAAGACAGGUGUGGAUCAUUUUUGCCUUCAUACCGGAGGAAAAGCAGUUAUUGAUGGAAUAGGUACAAAUUUGAACCUAAGUGAGUAUGAUCUGGAGCCAGCAAGAAUGACUUUGCAUAGAUUUGGCAACACUUCUGCUAGUAGCCUUUGGUAUGUUCUUGGUUACAUGGAGGCUAAUAAAAGGCUAAAGAAAGGUGAUAAAGUUUUUAUGAUUAGUUUUGGUGCAGGGUUUAAGUGUAAUAGUUGUUUAUGGGAAGUUGUUAGAGAUUUGGGUGAUGGAAACGUUUGGGAAGAUUGCAUUGAUAAAUAUCCACCAAAAACAAUUGCAAAUCCUUUCUUGGAAAAAUAUGGUUGGCUUGAGAAUGAAGAUCCAAGCACCUUUUAUAUUCCAGAUGACUAUGUCAUCCCUUGAUCUAUUUCUUCUUUGU